Molecule: messenger RNA, 556 nt
Organism: Psammomys obesus (fat sand rat)
Lineage: Eukaryota; Metazoa; Chordata; Mammalia; Rodentia; Muridae
Product: neurotrophin receptor-interacting factor homolog
Exons: 4
Coding region: 116-556 (146 amino acids)
Biological process (GO): regulation of DNA-templated transcription
Source: RefSeq, a predicted model, not a curated record
UUGGACCGUUGGGACUUCCGUGACCAGCAAGAGCUCCGAAGUGAGAAACGAAGGGAUAACGGUCUGUCUGUGACUAGAGGGUUUGCGUUAAAUCCCCGUGGCGGGGUCCAGGGAGAUGGUGGGGCGGCCUCGGUGCCUCCGAGCCCGGAAGUCUCUGCUCUCUGCGGGGCGGAUCUGGAAGCGAAGCCCUAAGGGGCGGGACUUCCGCCAGAGACGCGCUGCUACCCGGAAUGGUUUUCCCAGGGAAUGCAGUGUAUGCAGUGUCCCAUGCCUUGAAAUGGGAUCUAAAGAAGACAGAAACAUGGACUGGCUUCUUCCAUACCAGUAUUAUGCUUUCUGUGGUACACAUGUGCGGAUAUCCAAGACUGCAUUGACCUACAAUGAUGUGCAUGUGAACUUUACUCACGAAGAGUGGGCUUUGCUGGAUCCUUUGCAGAAGAGCCUCUACAAAGAUGUGAUGCUGGAGACCUACAGAAAUCUCAUGGCUGUAGGCUGCAAUUGGGAAGAUCAUAAUGUUGAAGAGCAUUGUCAAAGUUCUAGAAGACAUGAAAGGUAA